CUUCCUCCUUCAUCACAAUCUCAAUCUUUCAAAAAAUUCCGAAUUCAAAACUCCAAAAUCCCUCCAAUAACGGCUCGUACUAAGCAAACUGCCCGCAAAUCUACCGGAGGAAAGGCUCCAAGAAAGCAGCUAGCAACAAAAACUGCUCGGAAAUCGGCACCAGCGACUGGAGGAGUGAAGAAACCUCACAGAUUCAGGCCUGGAACUGUAGCUUUGAGAGAGAUUCGUAAGUAUCAGAAGAGCACUGAACUUUUGAUUCGUAAGCUUCCAUUUCAGAGAUUAGUGCGAGAAAUCACUCAAGAUUUCAAAACGGAUCUUCGUUUCCAAAGUUUUGCGGUAGCUGCUCUUCAGGAAGCUGCUGAAGCUUAUUUGGUUGGAUUGUUUGAGGAUACUAAUUUUUGUGCUAUUCAUGCUAAGAGAGUUACUAUUAUGCCUAAGGAUAUUCAGCUUGCCCGUAGGAUUCGGGGUGAGAGGGCUUAGAUUUUGAUUUUUGAUUGUAAUUUUGGUUAGCAUAGGUAUUUUGAAAAUAUUAGUAAUGCUUUAUACAUGCUCUGUAUGAUUAUGAUUAUCUGAAGGAUUAUUAGUAAUGCUAAUUUUGUCUAUCAUCGCUCAAUUAUUGUUAUUACUACCUUACUAGUAAUCUGCUGGAGUUUUGAUUUGAUAUGAACAACAAAUCUCCAUUAUUUUGUGUACACAAGUCUUGCAAACCUAAGUUUGAAAUCAGCAAAUUUAGUUAGAAUCCCAUUGAUUCAAACACAAUUGAAUAAAAAAGGAAGAAUCUCAAGCCAACCAUUAUGGGGAACGAUUGUGGAAGCUUGAAUUUAAUUUUGUUGAUGAUAAAUUCAGAAAUUAAAGAGAAAUUAGUAUCUUCUCGAUGAGGAGAGAGACAGGUAAAUGGAGGAAUUCAAUGGAGA
This is a messenger RNA of Amaranthus tricolor (Joseph's coat), 914 nucleotides long. RefSeq names its product histone H3.2-like. The annotation marks the transcript as partial. The record is from RefSeq and is a predicted model, not a curated record. Gene Ontology annotation, cellular component: nucleosome. Lineage: Eukaryota; Viridiplantae; Streptophyta; Magnoliopsida; Caryophyllales; Amaranthaceae. The transcript has a single exon. Gene Ontology annotation, molecular function: DNA binding; structural constituent of chromatin; protein heterodimerization activity.